AUGCCUGCACUCAGUAUUCUUAUAUACCACUCUACUUCUACUGCAUCACCAUCACCAUUACCAUUAGCAUCGACGGGUAAGUGCUACUGCGAGAUGAAGAGAAUAAGAGGGUACCUGCUUACUAUCAUCUUUUGCACCAUUCACAUAACUGCAUUGUCGCCGGACGGCCUCUCCCUCCUCGCCUUCAAGGCGGCCGUGUCCGAAGACCCCGAAUCCUCCCUGGCCGGGUGGACGGAGGUCGACGACGACCCCUGCAGCUGGCCUGGCAUUUCCUGCGCCAAUGUGACAGGGUACGCCGACCCACGCGUCGUCGGCAUUCGCAUCUUCAACGAGAAUUUGACCGGCUACAUCCCUUCCGAGCUCGGCACGCUCCUCUUCCUCCGACGCCUCAACCUCCAUGGCAACCGCCUCACCGGCCCCGUCCCCGCCCAGCUCUUCAACGCCACCUCCCUUCGCUCGGUCUUGCUCAACGAUAACCUCCUCUCCGGCACAUUCCCCGCUGCUGCCUGCGACGUCCCUCGUCUCCAGAAUCUCGACCUCUCCAGGAACGCCAUCGCCGGCCCCCUCCCGCCGGCGCUACGCCGGUGUCGCCAGCUGCAGCGGCUCAUUCUUAUGGGGAACCGGCUGUCCGGCGUGAUCCCCGCCGGGAUCUGGGGCGAAAUGGAGAAGCUCGCCCAGCUCGAUCUCUCCUCCAACGCCUUCGAGGGGCCCAUCCCGCCCGAUCUUGGCGAGUUGGACUCCCUCGGAGGCACGCUGAACCUCUCCCACAAUCGCUUCUCCGGCAAAAUCCCCAGCACGCUUGGCGACUUGCCGACCACGGUCAGCCUCGAUCUGCGCUUCAACAACCUCUCCGGGGAGAUCCCCGGUGGGGGAUCGCUGGCGAACCAGGGCCCAACGGCAUUCCUGAACAACCCGGGGCUUUGCGGCGUCCCGCUGUUGAUCCCCUGCGAGUUGGAGCCCGCGCCGGCGGCGGAGGCGCCCGGCCCGGUGCGGGGUUCCGCGGCGGCGACGAGCACCGAUAAGGAGGCAGCGAGGGAGGGUGAGAGGGGGAUGAAGGCGGGACUGAUCGUGCUGAUAUCGGUCGCGGACGCGGCCGGGGUGGCGCUGGUGGGGCUGGUGGUGGUCUGCGCGUACCGGAAGAUGAAGAGUCGGAACGAAGGGUGCGCCAAAUUAAGAAGCGACCGAUUCGGCCGACGGAUCCAGCGCUGCACGUGCUGCGGCGAGCCGGCAGCAGAGAAGGGGGGAGAAGAAGAAGAUUCGGCGUCAUCAUCGUCGUCGUCGGAGGCGGCGGAGGGGAAGCUGGUGGCGAUGGACAAGGAAUUCAAGGUAGAUCUAGAGGAGCUGCUGCGAGCGUCGGCGUACGUGCUCGGCAAAGGCCCGAAGGGGAUCGUCUACAAGGUGGUGGUAGGGGAAGGGACGGCGGUGGCCGUGCGGAGGCUAGGGCAGGGCGGCGGCGGCGGGGGGCGGCCCAAGGAGUUCGCAGCGGAGGUGAGGGCGAUGGGGCGAGUCCGGCACCCGAACCUGGUGCGACUCCGGGCCCACUACUGGGCUCCCGACGAGAAACUUCUCAUCGCCGACUACAUCGCCAACGGCAAUCUGGCCACCGCCCUUCGAGGUCGACCGGGUCAGCCGGCUCUGACGUGGCCAGUGAGGCUGCGCAUCGCCCGCGGCGCCGCUCGCGGCCUCGCUCACCUCCACGACUGCAGCUCCCGCAAGUUCGUCCACGGCGACCUCAAACCCUCCAAGAUUCUCCUCGAUGCCAACUUCAACCCCUACGUCUCCAACUUCGGCCUCCUCCGCCUAAUCUCACUCAUCACCCGCCCAUCCUCAUCUGCCGCCACCCCCUCCUCCUCCUCCGUCGCAGCCGCUGCUGGCGGCGGCGGCCUCUUCGGGCUACCCUCUUCCCCCUUCCUCGACAAAACCAACCCCUACAGCGCACCAGAGACACGCGCCGCCGCCUCCCGCCCCACCCAGAAGUCCGACGUCUACUCCUUCGGCGUCCUACUGCUGGAGAUGCUGACCGGGAAGCCGCCGGAGGCGGCUUCAUCGUCGGGGGAACCGGGGGUGGUGAAGUGGGCGAGGAAGGCGCUGGAGGAGGCGAGGCCGCUGGCGGAGCUGGUGGACCCGACGGUGGCGGUCCACGACGUGCACGGCAGGAAGGAGGUGGCGGCGGCGUUCCACGUGGCCCUAGCGUGCGCGGAGGCGGACCCGGAGGCGAGGCCGAGGAUGAAAACGGUAUCGGAAAAGCUCGAUAGGAUUAACUGCAGCAGCAAACUUAGUGUAAAAUUUAAGAUGUGCGAUUAGAUCAAUCGCAAUGUUGUCUAUAAUAAAAUUAAAAUAAAUAAAUACAAAAACUAAGAAGAAAAAAAAUAUAAUGAAAUGACAGUAAAAUGAAAUGAAAAUAACAUGAAAUAAAAAACGUACCAUUAUGUUCUAUAUUCCCUAGCAAAAUCAUUUAUAAAUGGAAUUGUUUUCUAACAUAGAAGUAGCCUACGAAAUGAGUUGUUGGUUGUAAAAUCUUCAACAAGGAAAUUAUUCAUUUUAA
Molecule: messenger RNA, 2545 nt
Organism: Zingiber officinale
Lineage: Eukaryota; Viridiplantae; Streptophyta; Magnoliopsida; Zingiberales; Zingiberaceae
Product: receptor protein kinase-like protein ZAR1
Exons: 2
Coding region: 1-2304 (767 amino acids)
Biological process (GO): protein phosphorylation
Molecular function (GO): ATP binding; protein binding; protein kinase activity
Source: RefSeq, a predicted model, not a curated record